CUGGGUCUCAGCGCUCGUGCUUUUGUUGAGGCUGUCCCGGUUUCCAUUGGUAACGGGCACGCGCGCAGAUUUCACCAUAAACACUCCGUUUCUCCUGCUGGGAAUCAGAUAUGACCUCAAAACAGAAGAAGGGUCUCAGAGGCUCUAUAGAUGACGUGUUAGGAGAUCUGCUGGGCGAUGAUGAUGAUGAAGGUCCGGUGAAGGUGCGCUCGCCUGCAGCCGUGUCCAGCAGACCCGCGGCCGUCCUCACGUCACGCAGCGGGAAGAGAUCACUGCUGGACGAUGAUUUCUUCAGUAAACUGGCAGAAGAGGCUGAGAGAGAUGAGGAGGGCUCUGAUGUGUCUGAGGCCGAUCCUGCCGCUCUGCUGGACAGCAUGAAGGACAUAGAUGACAUGGAUGCGGAUCUGUUCAGCUCGAAGAGGAAGCCGAGUUCAGCUCCAGCUCAGAGGAAAGAAGCUAAAGGAGGAGCGUCUAAAGCAGGAGAUCAGAGCAAAACCACAGAAGAGAAAAAGCCCAGUUCUGCUCCGGCCUCCACAGCGAGAGCUUACAAGAAGUUCAGCUUUCUGGAUAACGUGGACGAUUCGCUGGAUGAUCUGUUGGGCGAUCUGGAACACAAGCAGAAGAUGAUGAAGAAAACCGAGCGGCCGCGCUCUUCCUCACCUGCCGUUUCUCAGAAAACAGAGACGGCGUCUCCAGCAGCUGCCGUGAGGAAGAGGGACGAUCUGACGUUUGAUGAUGAAGAUGAUCUGAUGGAUGCUCUGGGCUUCGGAGAAACAAACAAAACACAAGGAAACGGACUGACACUGAAAAAAGAGAGUGAUCCUCCUCUGAGAGCUCGCACCAAACUGGAUGAGAUCUUGGGCCGAGGGACGUCUCCUCGUCUGCUGGAGAGACCCGUGACGGGAGAGAAGAAAGAGACGCCACAGAAAGAGAAACCGCCGGAGAAGAGCUCAGCGGGAAGAGCCUCUCUGAUGGACGAGGAGGACUUCACAUUCGGCUCUUAUCAGCCCACGAUGGCUUCGACUCCAGAGGGCCGUCAGUCCCGGAGACAGUCUGUCAGAUUCUCGACUGAAGACGUGAGCGUUCACUCGCCUGAACACAAGCCCAAACCCUCCACACGCGCCGUCCGGCCCAGAUCAGACUGGCUCGGCCUGAAUCAGGAGGAGGAGGAGGAAAAGAUGAAGGAGGAACCCAAACAACCUGCUCCGGAGAUCCUGAAGCCUCCAGCGUCUCCCUCCUUAACGGCCCGGAAAGAAACACCUGCAGAUCCGCCGGCUGCACCCUCGUCUCCUAAAACCGUCUCGAGACCGGUGAAGAGAGAUGAGGAGGACGAUGACUGGCUCGCUGGAGCACUCAGUCGCAGGAAAACACAGUUAGUGAGCCAAUCAGAGGAGAGAGAGAGGAAACAGCAAGUUUCAUCAGGAGUAAGGGAGGAGGAGGACGUGUUUCUCAGCUCUAAAUCAAAUGUCUCUUCAGCCCCACGACUGAAACGACCGGACGAGCCUCCUGUCCCAAACACAGAGUCCAGCAGAGAGUCCACUGGCAUCUCCAUCCAACACAACACAAGCACAGAAACACAACAUAAACCUGGACUCAAUCAGACCCUCUCGUCACGACCCUCAAACACAACCAGCAGCGCACAACACACCGCACACGCUCAGGACCCCAGAACAGCCUCAGGACGGGACGGCCCGACAGAGACGCCCCCCUCCAACCCCGUCCACGGGUGGCCCGUGCCCACUAUAGCGCCCCCUGCAGCAUGGUUGUUUCCACCAGCGGAGGGCGCUGUACCUGUGACACAAACACACACGCCUCUGCCUGCAGACAGUCUACAGCAGCUGCUCAUACAGCAACAGUUGGCUCAGUCUCAUCUGUGGGGUUUGAGCAGCUCUCUGGACGUGAACAGACACAGAACAGACACGGACCAUCAGCACACAGACGUGACGUCACUGCAGAAACGCAUCAUUCAGCUGGAGGCACAGGUGAGGAGUUUACAGCUGGAGAGAGAUCAGAAUCACAUGCUGUUGGAGAGCGUUCAGCAGAGACACAAACAGGACACUGAGCUCAUGGAGAACAUGCACAGAGCUCGUGUGAAGCUGCUGGAGGAAUCGGCCGCCCAGCGAGAGCUGCGCUCGCGGCAGGAGAACGAGGACCUGGCGGAGAGACUGGCUGCCGUCACACGUAUGGCGGAGCAGGAGCGUGCGGAGAUUCAGGCGCAGCACCAGCGCAGACUCGCACAGAGUCAACAGGACCGAGACAGAGAGGUGGAGAGACUCAGAGACCUGCAGAGGAAGUCCAUCCUGGAGAUGAAGAGAGAUCAUGAAGAGCAGAUCCAGCACCUGAAGAAGCUGAAGGACGAGGAGAUCGACGCCGUGACCAGCGCCACGUCACAGACCAGGUCUCUGACGACCGUCAUCGAGCAGAUGGAGCUGUUCUCCCGCAGGCUGGGCGACCUGUCGUCUCGAGUGGAGAGCUCACAUGAGCACACGGCGCAGGGACUGGAGAUCGGAGCCAGACAGAGAGACCAGCAGCUCAGAGUGCUGCAGGAGCGUUUGAGUCAGCAGCAGCGCGAGAUGAGCGACGAGAGGUCACGUCUCAAAGAGGUCAUCGCCAAGAUGGACACACAGCUGGCUGAGCAGCAGAGACAGCUGGAGAAGGAGCGCUGGCGUGUGACAUCAGAACAGGCCAAAGCUGAAUCAUCUCUACGAGGACUAGAGGAGGAGAGACGGACCAUGAUGCAACACUUCAGCAUGGAGAGAGAGGAGCUGGAAAAAGCUCAGAGCGCUCUGCUGGAGGAGCAGCAGUCCGUCAUGCAGCACUGCGCUGAAGAGCGGCGGAAGCUGGCGGCCGAGUGGAGCAGGUUUCACACGCAGGAGAAGCUGCGUCAGGAGCGGGCCGAGAGAGAGACCAGCCGCGCCAUGGAGAGAGACGCCAACAGAGAGGGGUCCAUCCUCAGCAUGGCACAGGAGCAGGCCGAACUGAAGCUGCGCUCCGGAGAGCUGAAACAGAAGGAGGAAUCGCUGCAGAGAGAGAGAGACGGCCUGGAGAAAGAGAGACAGGAGCUGGAGAGAGAGAAAGAGAAGCUGAGCUCCACGGCACUGCGACUCAAAACACGGGCACAGGAAGUGGAGGCGUUCAGUAAGCUGGCGUCCGAGCGCUUCGAGGAGGGAGAGCGAGCGCUGCGGGAGGCCAGACAGGUGGAGGCCGAACAUCAGACCAGACUGCGAAACAUACACACACAGAUAGAGCGACUGAGACAACAGGAGCACAACUUACAACAGGAGCGCUUGAGGAUGACGGAUCAUCACAGAGACUUGGAGCGACUGAGACACACUCUUCCUGUCAAUCCAGUGACGUCAGCGCCUCUCAUCGCAGAUUUCUCUCCAGCGUUGGCCAGCACACACCUGAGCGCCGCUGUCAACCCGGUGCCCGCCGAACUACACGCCCGACUCGCCCUCAUCAAACACACCGCUGAGAAGGACAGAGACUUCCUGCAAGAGGAGCAGUACUUCCUGGACACCCUGAAGAAAACAUCGUACAACUCAGUCUUCAACACAUGACCAUAGACACUGGAGACAUUUUGAUACACUUUAUUUGAUAAUAAACACGGUUAAAAAAGAAAAAAA
Messenger RNA from Megalobrama amblycephala (Wuchang bream), 3626 nucleotides. RefSeq names its product fas-binding factor 1 homolog. The record is from RefSeq and is a predicted model, not a curated record. The transcript has 30 exons. Bases 111 to 3560 code for a protein of 1149 amino acids. Gene Ontology annotation, biological process: establishment of epithelial cell polarity; cilium assembly. NCBI's taxonomy places the organism in Eukaryota, Metazoa, Chordata, Actinopteri, Cypriniformes, Xenocyprididae. Gene Ontology annotation, cellular component: centriole; ciliary transition fiber; ciliary basal body.